GACUCGAGGGUGUCGCCAUUUUCAUUUUGACGAAUAUUGACAGCACGGCAGACAGACUGUGGCGCGGUAGUCGACGCUGCGUCUAGUCACUUGUGUUGAUUUUUAUUUUGAUUGUGAAUAAUUUUGAACGUGUUAUUUUAGUUAGAGGGAAUUCUUGUCCAUAUCUUUAUGUUUAAAUUAGACACCGCGUCAUUGAUAAGCCGAGUGAAUAUUUUAUCGUGUGUUUGCGGUUUUAUUGCACACUCGAUUCUUUUUUCUUGGUGUUUUUGAGAACUGCAAGACGUGAUCAAUAAGUGCAAGAUGUAUUACAGAUGACUCUGCAUCACGUUAACCUCGGCAUUUUCGAUCUGAUGCGGUGGCGGUGGUGAUCUGCGUGAUGCAGGGCGGGGGCGGCGGGGCGCCCGCCGCGGACGCCGACCAGGCGCAGUUCGAGGCGGACAAGCGGGCAGUCUACAAACACCCGCUGUUCCCGCUGCUGGCGCUGCUGCUGGAGCGGUGCGAGCAGGCGACGGCGGGGGCGGAGGCGCCGGCGGCGGAGGCGUUCGGCGCGGACCUGCAGGCCUUCGUGCAGCACCAGCGCCGCGACCGCCGCCCCUUCCUCGUCGACGACCCCGAGAUCGACGGACUCAUGAUUAAGAGCAUACAGGUGCUGCGCAUUCACCUGCUGGAACUGGAGAAGGUGCAGGAGCUGUGCCGGGACUUCUGCGGCCGCUACAUCGCCUGCCUCAAGACCAAGAUGCAAAGCGAGAACCUGCUGCGCACCGACUACACGCCGGGCGGCGUAGAGAGCAACAACAAUCUGUCCGGCGGCCUCGACGACCACUCCAGCACCUCCAAUUCGCCGCAGUACCAGUCCGGCGGCGGCGCGGGCGGCGGAGGUGCGGGCGGGGGCGGUGCGGGCGCGUUCGCGGCGGGCUUCCCGGGGCUGGCGGACGCGUACCCGCUCACCGCGCACCCCGCACUACCCGCGCACCCCGCGCAUCGGGAUGCCGCGUCUCACGUGGUCCAGGGUUCGACUCCGAUCAGCCAAAUAGGAGCAGGCCUGUUGCCUACUGACUCGUUUACAGGCACGAACUCCAACUCGUGCUCGUCGGUGUCGGGGUCGCCGCCGCCGAGCGGCGCGGGUGGUGUGGGGGGCGGCGCGGGAGGCGAGGACGAGGGGGAGGAGGGGGGGAAGCGCGGCGUGCUGCCCAGACACGCCACGCAGGUCAUGCGCGCCUGGCUCUUCCAGCAUCUAGUGCACCCGUACCCGACGGAGGAGGAGAAGCGCAGCCUGGCGGCGGCGACGCGGCUCACGCUGCUGCAGGUCAACAACUGGUUCAUCAACGCGCGCCGCCGCAUCCUGCAGCCCAUGCUCGACUGCGCCGACAAACCGGGCGGUAAGAAAAGUAAAAACGGUUCGUCGAUCAGCAAGCGGUACUGGCCGGACGCGCUCACCAACCCGCAGUUCACGGCCGGUCUGCUGUCAUCGGAGGACGAGGACGAGUGUUCCGGCGGGGCGGAGGGCGAGGGCGGCGCGGACGGCGCGGACGGGUCCGGCGACGACGCCGAGCGCGCGCCCUACUCCAUGCCGCAGACCAUGCAUUGAGGCAGCAGUGGCGACUGGCGGCCGCCGGCUGUCGCGAGACACUGUGUAUACCGUAGAGUAAGCUAGCGUAAGGAACAUGUAUACGUAAAUAUUACCUCACUACUGUAGCGCUUGUGUGUCGCCGACUUUGGCCACACUCGGGGUCAGUUCACACUAGCGUAGUCGAAUCGCAGCGAAACGUCAAUAAUACUGAAAACAUACUUGUUAUAAAUAUACCGUAUGUUACCUUGAAUGUAACGAUAAUAUUUCUAACGAAAUAGUAAAGCUUUGUGAGCAAUAUUACGUUGAGGAUUAAAGGUAGGUUUCGUCACGCUGCGCUGCGGUUAUCUCUAGUGCGGAUUGUCCCUAAACUGUGGCCGUUACUACAAACUACAGUCAUAGAUUACCAUAUUAGAAAUUAAGACACUCCCUAUGAGCUAGGGUGUUCACUGUUCGACGGCGUAUAUUCACUAUAUCGUGCGAGAUGUGAUCGCACCGCUCUUGUCUCGUGAUGACGGCAGUAUACGCAGUCAGAUUCCGUAUUACUUAGUAAUCAGUAUUAUAGCGACGUCUGUCGCGCUGUCACUCUGUAAAUUAUCGUAGUGCGCUUCGUUUUGCAAAUAUUUCCGAUAUCAGACAGGAGCAAUGUUUUAUGUAUACUACGUAAGCUGGCAACAUUCUCUGUAAAUUACCGACAACAACACAUGGUGUUUAUCUCGAGGUUAAACGUAUUUGAAUGUUGCCACUUUACAGUAACAAUUGGCCAUCGUUCGACAGAGCUUUAAUCAUGUAUAUAAUUUAGCGUUCGCUUGUGCGUCAAUUUUCGUGACCGGUUGUGAGUAAAGUUAGAUCCCCCCGCCCCCCCCGCGCACCUCGUGCCCCGCCCCCCACCCCCGCUCCGCCCACUGACUGAACGUGAAAUAGACAUAGGAAUAUUUUUGAAACCAAAUCUCAUGAAACUAUAGACAAUACCGUCCAUAGACAAAUUAUAUUUAUUUGUACGAGUAAGUUCGUUUCGUAAGCCGCCAUACUAGCGUAGGAUAGCUCUCGUAUACCGACCGACCGUUCGAUUCAAAUUCGUAUACGCGCGUAGAUAUCGUGAUUUUUAAAAACCUAGAUGUAAAUUUUAUAAACAGUAUUCGAUUAGAUUUUUUUUAACUGUAGGUAUCGUAGCGUAUUCGAAGUAUGUAAUACGCCAGCAAUAACGGAGGAGACGCGCCAAGUGCAUUGAGUGACGUAUCCUAAAGUGAUACACCCGUAUUUGGAGUCGCGUCGCAGUCGAAAUUUUGUAAUUUGACGUGUCUAGUAUUAGAAUGGUCCGGGCCGCAGCCGCCUGCGGUCGCCGCCGCCUGCGGUCGCCGCGACGUGUAAAAGACAUUGUGACGUAUACUCUAGUUCGUAUGAUUUGCGUGCAGCGCGCGCCGCGGACGCCCCCGUCCGCCCCCCUCCGCGCUGCGCGUACUAUGAAGCUUCCAUUUUACUGUAUACUGAUAGGCCUAUUAUAAAUAUUGUCAGUUGUGUUCGAAUAGAAUGUAUAUUAUAUAAAUUUAUGUUAAAUUUGAUAUUUUUUUACGAUGUUACUGAUACUUCAUAGGUUUAGUUCGUAAAGUAUAAUAUCGCUCUGAUUUUAUAUAUUUUUAUACAGGACCCGAUAUUGACGAGAAUGAGACUCGAAGUUUGUUUUAUUAUAAUAAUUAUUAUUAUAUUGUGUAAAAAUAGUAAAACAUGCCAACUGUUUUUAUUAAAUAAUAAAAAUAUCGUACGAGUAUAAAGUCUUAUACUACAAUCUUAAACGUUACAUUUUAAAUAUAUUUUGCAAGCGAGACAGCUAGAAAUAAGAUUCCUUCGAAAAUAUUAUUUAUCUGUGAUUUCCGGUUGAAAAUUAUAUUUUAUAAUGUGUUUGUUACAUACCUAUACGCUUUUGUUUUUAUGUAGGUGUACACGUCCUCCUCGGCACUACUAAAAUAAAAAUAAAAUGUUUCGAUGAAGGAGCUGACGGUACGGAGUUGCUUUUAUGUGAACGUCGUAGCGAGUGUAUAAGUUCGGACUUCGGACUGUAUGUUUCGUCAUUUAAAUAUUUGUUUGUGAAAAGGCAAUAUUCACAAGAAACUGUCGUCAGCUCCUGAAGAAGUUGCAGCUGUUUUGAUUCUGUAUACGACUGCAAUUAUUAUAAAUAUUAAUACAUACUAGGCCAUCGUUCGCGCGAGCGCUUGUAAAGGUUAGCAAAAAAUGUAUUUCCAUGUUCGUGCUGAAAUGUUCGUGUAUCUUGAAGCGCCACCGUAUUUUAGAUUUCUAGCUCAACCUUCUGCCGCAUAUUUAUAUUUCGAACCCAAACUAAAAAAAACCCUAAAAAAACAGUCUCAUAAUUUAGCACCUCACUAUAUUCGUAACAAAUAAUCGCUCGUGCGAACGAUAAAAGACGGCAGAAUAUGACGACCACGUCGGGUGGUCAGGCGAUAGAGUGCAAGCCCGUCGCUGGGCGAGCCGGCCGCCGCGGUCAGUGUAGAUAAGCGACAUGAUAUACGAUGGAAACGAUAUACGUAAAAUAUUGUGAAAGAUUUUUAUCAAUUUUAAAUCUAUCUAUACACGCGCUAGGUUAAGUGGUUAUAUAGGCCCGUCUCCCGCCGCGGAGCCCUGUCGAGUGAUUAAAAGCAGUCGCUAAUGACGUUGGAAAAUAAAAGUAUAGGUUUUGUGCGAUAUAGAGUCACAGUUUCAAUCGGAAGUUAAAAGUGUAACGCGUAUUGUGAUGUCGCAUCUAUCGUGAUUCGUGAUACGAUUUUCAAGGAAUAAGUGGUCAGGGCUCCGCGGCCGGGGGCCGGCCGCUAUAGAAUAACAAAGUCCAUGUAGUGUAUACUAUAGUUGUAACGCUUUUUUAGAAAGACAUUUCAAGUUGAUUAUGAGUAAGGCAUAAUGUAUACUAGUCAAAAGUAUCGCUACUAAUUUUUGUAUUUUUCAAAGCCGGGGCGGCUUGCGGCGGCGGCGCGAAGGCUGAGUUCUGGAAGAUUUCGAAAUGUUAAAGAGUCAAAAUCGUAUCCUUAGGAUAAUGUUGUAAUACUUAAGCGUUCCUGGGAUUGUUCUAUUAACUAUUCUGUAUCCGCCGCGCCGCCGCCGCAGCCCGUCCCAUAACUUUCGUGUACAGUUCGCAGCAAAAUAUAUUCUAUCGCAUGC
Aricia agestis (brown argus) is the source of this 4735-nucleotide messenger RNA. RefSeq names its product homeobox protein PKNOX1-like. The coding region runs from base 377 to 1588 and encodes 403 amino acids. NCBI's taxonomy places the organism in Eukaryota, Metazoa, Arthropoda, Insecta, Lepidoptera, Lycaenidae. The transcript has 13 exons. Gene Ontology annotation, molecular function: RNA polymerase II cis-regulatory region sequence-specific DNA binding; DNA-binding transcription factor activity, RNA polymerase II-specific. The record is from RefSeq and is a predicted model, not a curated record. Gene Ontology annotation, biological process: regulation of transcription by RNA polymerase II.